AUGUCCAAUAAUCAAAAGAAAGACAGUUAUGUUAUCUGCAAAUGUCCAGACUAUACAAAGUUGGAUAGCUGUGGAAAGAAACAGAAGAGACAAAAUGCACAACGACACUAUGAGAAACAUAUAGUGCCUGUUGCCAAAGACGAUGCAAUGGAUGUUCCUGAAGAACAUUUUGACAACAUGGAAGUAGAUAGUAUUGACAGUAACAAUGACAAUGAUUAUGAUUACAAAAACGAAGGUGAAGGCGAAUAUGAAGAUGAAAAUGAAGAACAAAAUAUUGAAUUUGAUCAAGAAGUUGACUUACCUUUGUCCCAAGAAGAGUUCAUCUUUACUGCCGAAGAUACAAUUACAGGAGCAUUUGUGAUUGAUGGUGAUGAGAUUGAAGAAGGCAAUACCAGUUUUGAUUUUGAACAAGAAGAAAACUUUGGUGAGACCAGUGGGACCUUGAUAGUAGAAUCAGUUUGUCCUUCGUCUUUUGAUAACAUGCUCUUGUAUAUCUGCUUUGUUGUAGUAUUCAUUGUCAUAUUUCACUUGAUCUUUUUUGUGGAAAGCGGUGGAUCGAUUCUCAUUGAAUUAUGUAAUACUCUACUUUCUCUUUGUGAUAUGUCUGGUGCCCUUCCACUGACGAUCAAUAGCUUGAAGCAUAAAACAGGAUUUAAUAUGGCAACAGACGGAAUGACAGUAUACAUUGCAUGCUCAUAA
Molecule: messenger RNA, 699 nt
Organism: Phycomyces blakesleeanus NRRL 1555(-)
Lineage: Eukaryota; Fungi; Mucoromycota; Mucoromycetes; Mucorales; Phycomycetaceae
Exons: 4
Coding region: 1-699 (232 amino acids)
Source: RefSeq, a predicted model, not a curated record